Messenger RNA from Solanum stenotomum, 2331 nucleotides. RefSeq lists its product as uncharacterized. The transcript has 5 exons. Lineage: Eukaryota; Viridiplantae; Streptophyta; Magnoliopsida; Solanales; Solanaceae. The record is from RefSeq and is a predicted model, not a curated record. Gene Ontology annotation, molecular function: DNA helicase activity. Gene Ontology annotation, biological process: telomere maintenance; DNA repair. The coding region runs from base 1 to 2331 and encodes 776 amino acids.
AUGGUUGCCCUUUUCUUAAAGGGCAGAGUCACCCCUGACAAUGAUCAACGGGUGUAUAACAAACCUUCAGUAGAUCAAGUUGCGGCAAUUUGGGUAGACGGAAACAAUCCAAAUAUCUCAUUUGAAAGAGAUAUUGUAGUACACGAACAUUCCGGGAACAAACAUCGAGUAAAACAUUAUUAUGGCUGUUAUGAUCCUCUACAGUAUCCAUUGAUUCUACCAAAUGGUGAAGGAGGUUGGCAUCAAGGAAUAGUGAAAUCUCACAAUCUAAAUAUCACCAUUCCUACAUAUACAACAACAGCUGCCAACAUAUGCCCUCGAUCAUAUGCCAGUGCAACAGAGGUUUUGAACAAUGAAGAACAAGGUGUACGACGCGAAACAAGAGGUUCUGUUUCAUGCAGAGAGUACUACUGCUAUAAACUACAAGUACGAACGAAUGACAAAACAAUUUUGUUGCUAUCUGGUAGAUUGUUACAACAAUUUGUAGUGGACAUGUACAUAAAAUUGGAAACCACGCGACUUGAAUAUUACAGAUUCGAACAAUCAAAUUACAGAAGAGAGAUAUUACAAGGUAUCAUUGAUAGUGUUACGGCAGGCGAAUGCAGAGGAGAGAAGGUCGGGCAAAGGGUCUUACUACCAGGGUCAUUCAUUGGAGGCCCGAGGGAUAUGCGACGACGAUAUAUGGAUGCUAUGGCACUGGACCUGAAAGACCAAUUAUUUAAAAAGGAAAUUUUUGGCCCGACAGCAGCACAUGUUUUUGUAGUUGAAUUUCAGAAGAGAGGCCUACCACAUAUACACCUACUACUAAUUUUAAAACAAGGUCAUAAAAUAACAUCAGCAGAUCAGUAUGAUCGAUAUAUUUCGGCUGAGUUACCUGCUAAGGAUAAGCAGCCAGAAUUACAUGAAUUGGUUAUUAAGCAUAUGAUUCAUGGUCCUUGUGGUAUAAAACGACAAUCAAGUCCAUGUAUGAAGGACGGACAGUGUAAGUUUCACUACCCCCGAGCAUUCAACAACAAAACAAUACAAGGGAGGGAUGGAUAUCCUAUUUACCGAAGAAAAAAUGAUGGGAGGACAAGUGAGGUUCGAGGAAUGAAGAUGAAUAAUCAGUGGGUUGUCCCUUAUAAUCCAUAUUUAUUGAAGAGAUAUAAUUGCCACAUUAAUGUAGAGGUUUGCUCAGGUGUUAAAGCAAUAAAGUACCUGUACAAGUAUAUAUAUAAAGGACAUGAUAAGUGUGCAGUUUACAUUGAGUCAGACGAAGGUGAAAAAUUCAUAGAUGAAAUUCGAAGCUUUCAAGAUGCACGUUGGGUGUCACCACCUGAAGCAAUGUGGAGGAUUUACGAGUUUACCCUAAGCGAAAUGCAACCAGUUGUUAUAAACCUACAACUACAUCUACCCGGUAAACAAGCAGUCUACUAUUGGAAGAAGCAAAAUCUUCAAAAUAUUGCAGGCUCCCAGUUUGUACAACAAACUAUGCUUACUGAGUAUUUCAGGAUGUGCUUGAAUGACACUAACGCUCGCAAUUAUCUAUAUAGAGAAUUCCCCAAGCAUUAUGUUUGGAAUUCCCAAUCUAAAGUUUGGACUAAAAGAAAAUCACGCUCCGUGAUCGGCAGAAUAAAUGUUGGUAAGUAUUACACUUUGAUAUGUGGCAUUUAUGAGUUGAACAAUAAACUAACGAGGAUGAUCGAAAUCACAGCUAAUCCUAGAGAAGGAGAAAGGUAUUACGAGAGAUUAUUAUUGAAUCAUGUUCGAGGUCCGACAUCAUUUGAAGACUUACUCACUGUUAAUGGAAUACAUUGUCAUACUUUCAAAGAAGCUGCCAAGGAAAGAGGUUUAUUAGAAUCAGAUGAUAGCAUUUCAGAAUGCUUACGCGAGGCUGUAAUCUUUAAGAUGCCUGUAGCUCUUCGAAUGUUGUUUGCGACAAUUUUAGUUCAUUGCAACCCAACAGAUGUAAGAAGACUAUGGGACACAUAUUAUAACGAUAUGUCAGACGACUUUCAGAGGACCCAUGCCAAAUCAGCCGAGGCCAAACUCCAAAGUACGUUGAAAAGUGUAAAUUCAUACUUGGAGAGUAUGGGUCAAAGUGUUGCAAAAUUUGAUAUGCCACAAAUCCAACAAGAAUUACAUCAAGGUGACACAUAUGAAUGCCGAGAAAUAGUCGAAGAAAGGUCUGUGAAGGUGCCAACUGAAGAUAUGGAGGCACAAUCAAAGUUGAAUGAACAACAAACGCAAGCAUUCAAGACUAUCUUGCAAAGGACCGACUCUGGAACACCAGGAUUAUUCUUUGUAGAUGGACCGGGUGGAACUGGAAAAACAUAUCUAUAUCGGGCAUAG